AUGGGCUACGCUGAGGCCGGAGAGCAUGCAGAGGCUCUGAGAAUUUUCAAAGAAAUGGUAGAGAAUGAUCAAUUAGUGAUGAACGAGCAUGUCUAUUCUUGUGCUCUGCGUGCCUGUGCCAGAACUCUUUUCCUAUUCGACCGUCGGCGGAUCCAGGCCCAAGUUAUCAAAUCAAAAAUGGCAUCCAAUGCGUUUGAGGGCACCAGUUUGGUUGACGUGUAUGAAAAAUCUGGUGAUAAGCAGAGCGCGAAGAAAGCAUUUUUGGAGAUUUCUGAGCCCAGUGCGGUGUCAUGGAAUGUUUUGAUCGCUGGGGGUUUGAGUGGAGAAGAAGUUCUGCGGUUAUUUGGUCGGAUGAGGUUGCCGGGCAUAAGCCCAGACCACAUGACCUUUGCAUGUGUUCUUCGAGCUUGUAAAGAUAUUCUUACCAUGCGCAUGGUUCAGCGGCUGCGUGGUCUAACUGUGAAGAUGAUGGAGGUAGAAUUAGAUGUUUUGGAUGCGAAAGUCUUUUUGAAGUGUACAUGGAUCUUGGUUGCUUUAAUGAAGCUCCAUGAGGCUGUGGGUUUGUUUCUUGAGGCUUUGGAAAUGGAAAUAGAGUUGAGUGAGGUGACCAUGACUUCACUUUUGAUGACAGAAGGACUGGAUCAGUGGAAGCAGUUUCACGCUUUAGUUAUUAAGUUUGGAUAUUGUGAUAAUAUUGUUAGUGUAUCCAUGAUUGGCUCUUUGAUUAGAAUGUACUCUGAGCACCACUGUUUGGAUGAUGCACUUCGUCUUUUUGAGCAGAUUGAUCACCCGGACCUGGUUUUGUGGACUUCAGCAUUCUCAGGUUUUUCUCGGAGUGGCAAGAGCCAAGAUGGUAUAAACCUAUACUUGGAAGAAGCAAGUAGGCUGUUUAAUGAGAUGCCAGAGCGAGAUUUGGCCUCUUGGAAUGCCAUGAUUAGUAGCCUAGCUCAGCAUGGUUUUGCUGACCAAGCCAUUGGAACAUUCCAAGAAUUGUUGAAACAGACUGACAUAAAGCCCAACAAUAUAACCUCUGUAGGUGUUCUCUCCACAUGCAGUCGCCAUGGAAUGGUGGAGAAGGGAUAUCAAUGUUUCAAGUCCAUUCAAGAACCAGCUGUUGAUCAUUAUUCUUGUGUGGUUGAUAUGUUUGGCAGGACAGGAAGGCUGAAAGAAGCAAUGGAUGUCUUUCAAAGCCAAUGA
Molecule: messenger RNA, 1197 nt
Organism: Phoenix dactylifera (date palm)
Lineage: Eukaryota; Viridiplantae; Streptophyta; Magnoliopsida; Arecales; Arecaceae
Source: RefSeq, a predicted model, not a curated record